Lactuca virosa is the source of this 6809-nucleotide messenger RNA. Lineage: Eukaryota; Viridiplantae; Streptophyta; Magnoliopsida; Asterales; Asteraceae. The record is from the annotation of a GenBank genome assembly.
ACUGUAUUGAAAUAAAACAUCGACGCCUCCAGGAUUCUCUCACUCUCCUCCGAAAUGCAUUCGUCUCCAGCAACGACGCCGACCUCCGGUGAGGAAGCUGAUCUUCAGUAUCCACGGAUUAUAGAACCAUAAUGCGACAAUGAGGUUUUAGGGGUUCUGCAUAAAGGUAGAGGCAAUUCUAAGAUAAGCAACAUCGAUCGUGAGAAGCGCAAACACGCAAACAGUUGGUUAAUGACUUUUUAAGGUGCUACUACCACAAGUGAGAAUUGCCAGCAAUGGAGGUUGCUAGUGAAAUAAUGAAAGGAGUUUUUCAGGUUCUCAUGGUUCCAGUUAAAAAACAACUGGAUUACCUGAUUUCGUACAAACAAUAUGUAGGGAAGAUGCACACCAAAUUGAAGGAUUUGGAUGCUGCAAGAGUCGGUGUGGAAUCCCAGAAGAAGCAAAACAGAGAAAGACGUCUUGAGGUUCCUGCCCAAGUCGACCCUUGGUUGAUAGAAGUAGAAAAGAUGAAUAAAAAGGUAGCAGACUUUCCAAGUGAAGUCCUCGGUUGUCUCGAUCUCAAGAGUAGACACAAGCUUGGAAGGAAAGCCUUCAAGAUAUUCAAGGAGAUCGAGAGUGUUCUGGGACGAUGCCCUGAUAUCCGAGGUACUGAACUACAAAUUCCUGUGGGGAGAAUUGAUUCCAUAAUGGCAUCCACCUCUACACCAUCACGUGAUCGAAAUGAAUUCCGCUCAAGAGAGAAGACUUUUACGGAAGCACUCGAAGCGCUUGGACCCAACCACAGUUCCCACAUGGUAGCCUUAUGUGGGAUGGGUGGAGUGGGAAAGACGACAAUGAUGAAGAAGUUGAAAGAGGUUGUGGUUGAAAAGAAAAUGUUUAAUCAUUAUGUUGAGGCGGUGAUAGGGGAAAAGAUGGACCCCAUUGCAAUUCAGCAAGCUGUUGCAGAGUACCUUGGUAUAAUUCUAACCGAAACCACUAAACGAGCAAGAACUGAGCAGCUCCAUAAAUGGUUUGCAAUCAAUGCAGAUGGAGGAAAGAAGAAGUUCCUGGUAAUCCUGGACGAUGUAUGGCAGUCUGUUGAUAUGGAAGAUAUUGGUUUAAGCUGUUUGCCAAAUCAAGGUGUCGACUUCAAGGUCUUGAUUACAUCACGGGACCAAGCAGUUUGCACUGAGAUGGGAGUUAAAGUUGAUUCGGUUCUCAAGGUGAGUGUCCUAGAGGAAGCGGAAGCACAAAGCUUGUUCCUCCAACUUUGGGAACCUUCUGAUGAUGUUGAUCCUGACUUUCAUAAGAUCGGAGAAGAAAUUGUAAGGAAGUGUUGCGGUCUACCCAUUGCCAUCAAAACCAUGGCCUGUACUCUUAGAAGUAAAAACAAGGAUACAUGGAAGAAUGCACUUUCUCGUUUACAGCACCAUGAUAUUAAUACAGUUGCACCUGCUGUUUUUAAAACAAGUUAUGACAAUCUUCGAGACGAGGUUGCCGAAGCUACUUUUUUGCUCUGCGGUUUGUUUCCAGAGGACUUCAAUAUUCGUACUGAGGACCUUCUGUGGUAUGGAUGGGGCUUAAAAUUAUUCAAGGGACUAGAUACUAUAAGAGAAGCAAGAUACAAGCUGAACACAUGCAUUGAGCGGCUCAUACAUACCAAUUUGUUGAUCGAAAGUGAUAAAGUUUGGCGCGUCAAGAUGCAUGAUCUGGUGCGUGCUUUUGUUUUGGAUAUGUUUUCCAAAGUCGAGCAUGCUUCCAUUGUCAACCAUGGUAGCAGUAAGCCAGGGUGGCCUGAAACUGAAAAUGAUGUGAGCGCCUCUUGCAAAAGAAUCUCAUUAACAUGCGAGGAUAUUAUUGAGUUUCCUAGUGACCUCAAGUUUCCAAACCUCUCGAUUCUGAAGCUUAUGCAUGGGGAUGAGUCGUUGAGUUUUCCUCAAGGCUUUUAUGAAGAAAUGGGAAAGCUUCAAGUUAUAUCGUAUGAUCAUAUGGAUUCUCCAUUGCUUUUCUCGUCACUUGAAUGCUCCACCAACAUUCGAGUGCUUCGUCUCCAUCAAUGCUCAUUGACAUUUGAUUUAUCUUCUGUUGGAAACCUGCUGAAUCUGGAAGUGCUCAGCUUUGCUAGAUCUAUUAUUAAAUCUCUACCUUCAACAAUCGGAAAUUUGAAGAAGCUAAGGGUACUGGAUGUGACAGGUUGUGGUGGUCUUCAUAUAGAUAAUGGUGUCUUUAAAAAUUGGGUCAGACUUGAAGUGCUUUAUGCAUACUCGUUUGAUCGUUAUGGAAAUGCCAUUAGCUUCACAGGUGAUAAGUGCAAUGAAGUGGCAGAACGUUGGAAAAAUCUUUCUGCAUUAGAAUUUGAGUUCUUUACAGACAAUGCUCAAUGGAAGAAUCUGUCAUUUGAGAAUCUUGAACGAUUCAAGAUUUCAGUUGGACGUUCUUUAGAAGGAGAUUAUGUUAUUAAAGAGAGCAAGCACUCAUUCAAAAACACGUUGAAGUUGGUAACCAAGAAAGGUGUACUAUUAAAAUCUAGAAUUAACGAGUUGUUUGAGAAAACGGAGGUGCUUUGUUUAAGUGUGGAUGGUAUGAAUGAUCUUGAAGAUGUUGGGGUGAAGUCCUCACUUCGUCCUCAGUCCUCUUCAUUCCGCAAUUUAAGAAUCCUUGUUGUUUCAGAAUGUGCAGAGUUGAAAUACCUUUUCACAUUCAGUGUUGCAAAAAUUUUGUCAAAUCUUGAGCAUCUUCAGGUUUCUAAUUGCCCUGUUAUGAAAGAACUCAUACAACUUGAGAGUGGCGUAGAAGAUACAAUUGAGUUCCCCAAGUUAAAGAUUCUAUCGUUGAGUAGGCUACCAGAGCUAUUGGGUCUAUGCCUGAAUGUCAACAUAAUUAUUGAGCUACCACAACUCAUGGAUUUAGAAAUUGGAGGUAUUCCAAAUAUCACAAGCAUUUAUUCCAAGAAUAAGCGGGCAACAUCUUGCUUGUUAACGGAAAAGGUUUUGAUUCCAAAGUUGGAGAAACUGUGCAUUGAUUAUAUGAAGGAUCUGAAGGAGAUAUGGCCUUGCGACUAUCGGACGAGUGGGGCAGUUAAGUUGAGAGAGAUUCAAGUGGAACAUUGUAAUAAUCUUGUGAAUAUGUUUCCGUGCAAUCCCAUGCCAAUGUUGUGUCAUCUGGAAGAACUUGAAGUCAGACAUUGUAGGUCCAUUGAAGAUUUAUUCAAAAUUGACUUGGAUUGCAUUGCAGCAGAUGAAAAAGGAAGCAUCAGCUUGAAAAAGAUUAAGUUGUUCAGUUGUGAUAAACUUGUGAAUUUGUUUCCUUGGAAUUUCAUGCCAUUCUUGCAUCAUCUGGAAGAGCUUGAGGUAAGGGAUUGUGGUUCCAUUGAAGAGUUAUUCAAUAUUCACUUGGAUUGUGUUGCUGCAUUUGAAAAAUGCAGCAUCAGCUUGAAAAAGAUUUGUGUGGACGGUUGUGAUAAACUUGUGAAUCUUUUUCCAUGCAAUUCCAUGGAAUUCUUGCAUCAUCUGGAAGAGCUUGACAUCAUGGGUUGUGGUUCACUUGAAGAUUUAUUCAAUAUUCAGUUGGAUUGUGUUGCUGCAUUUGAAAAAGGCAGCAUCAGCUUGAAAAGGAUUUUCGUGUCCCGUUGUGAUAAACUUGUGAAUCUGUUUCCAUGCAAUCCGCUACCAUUGCUGCAUCGUCUGGAAGAGCUUGUGGUUUGGAAAUGUGGUUCCAUUGAAGAGUUAUUCAACAUUGGCUUGGAUUGUGUUGCUGCAAUUGAAAAAGGCAGCAUCAGCUUGAGAAGGAUUGAUGUGUCUAGCUGUGAUAAACUUGUGGAUUUGUUUCCGUGCAAUCCCCUGCAAUUGCUACAACAUCUUGAAGAGCUUCAAGUACAGAAAUGUCGUUCCAUUGAAGCGUUAUUCAACAUCGACUUGGAUUGUGUUGGUGAAACUGGAGAAGGCGGCACCAGCAGCUUGAGAAGCAUUGAAGUAAGGAAAUUAGGAAAGUUACAAGAGGUGUGGAGGAUAAAAGGUGCAAAUCACUCUCGUAUCCCUAUCCGUGGCUUUCAAGCUGUUGAAAGCAUAAGAAUUAAAAAUUGUAAUAGGUUUAGAAAUAUAUUCUCACCCUCCGCCUCCAAUUUUGAUCUCGGGGCACUCACCUCUAUGGAUAUAAUUGAAUCGGGAGAAAUUAGGAGAAAAUAUGGAUCGGUGGAAAGUAGCCAAGGGCAAGAGAAUACUCUAUUCCCAACCAAUCACAUACACUCAUUUCAUUAUCUCCGUAAUCUUGAGUUGGUGGAAUAUCAAGGAGUGGAGGUGAUAUUUGAGAUGAAGAGUACUCCAACAAGUCAGGAUAAUCAACAGCGAAUACUUCCCUACCUUGAGAAUUUGGAUAUAAGAUCUUUGGGGAGGAUGAGUCACGUGUGGAAGUGCAACUGGAACAAGUUCUUAAUUCUUCACAGAAAACCGUCAGAAUCCCCAUUCCACAACCUCACAAUCAUAGAAAUGAAAAGUUGUCGUAGAAUCAAGUACUUGUUUUCACCUCUCAUGGCAAAACUUCUUUCCAACCUAAAGAAAGUCGAGAUAGAAGGUUGUGCUGGUAUGGAAGAAGUUGUUUCAAACAGAGACGAUGAAGAAGAAGAAGAAAGAAUAACAUCUACAUCUACCCACAUAACAAGCACCACUCUAUUCCCUCUUCUUGAUUCUCUCAUUUUAGAAAGCCUGCAAAAUCUCAAGUGUAUUGGUGGUGGUGGUGGUGCCAAGGCUGGGAACAAUGAAAUAUCUUUCAGCAGUACCACUACAACUACCUCCUUUCUUGAUCAAUAUAAGUUUUCUCAAGUGGAUGGUGUUUCUUGGACCUUAUGCCAAUACCCUAGAGAGAUAAGUAUAUGGAAGUGUCAUGCAUUGUUAAAUGUGAUUCCAUGGCAUGCAGCAGGACAGAUACAAAAGCUUCAAGUGCUGAAAAUAUACUCUUGCGACAAGAUGAAGGAGGUGUUUGAAACUCAAGGGAUGAACAAAAGCGUUAUUACCCUGAAACUUCCCAACCUAAAGAAAUUGGAAAUUACUUAUUGUGACCUUUUGGAGCAUAUAUUCACAUCUUCCACACUUGAAAGUCUCGUGCAACUUGAAGAGUUAUGUAUAACAAAUUGCGAUGCAAUGAAAGAGAUUGUGGUGAAGGAAGAAGAUGAUGAAGUAGAGAAAACAACAACAAAGACAUCUUUUUCUAAGGCCGUGGCCUUUCCUUGUCUAAAAACUAUUAAACUAGAGCACCUACCGGAGCUGGUGGGUUUCUUUUUAGGGAUCAACAAAAGUGUUAUUAUGCUUGAACUGGGCAACCUAAAGAAACUGGAAAUUACUUAUUGUGGCCUUUUGGAACAUAUAUUUACAUUUUCUACACUUGAAAGCCUCGUACAACUUGAAAAAUUAAUGAUAAAAAAUUGCAAGGCAAUGAAAGUGAUUGUGGUGAAGGAAGAAGAUGAUGGAGUAGAGAAAACAACAACAAAUGGAUCUUCUUCUAAGGCUAUGGUGAAGUUUCCUCGUCUAAAGUCCAUUACACUACUUAAUCUACGAGAGCUGGUGGGUUUCUUUUUAGGGACGAACGAGUUCCAGUGGCCUUCAUUAGACGAGCUUGGAAUCUUUAAUUGCCCAGAGAUGAAGGUGUUCACAUCUGGUGGGUCGACAGCUCCACAGCUCAAGUAUGUGCAAACAUGGACUGGAAAAUAUAGUCCUCCUGGAAGUUGGUUUAAUUCACAUGUGACAACCACUAAUACUGGACAGCAGCAUCAGGAGACCCCAUGCCCGAAUUUAGAAAGUAGAAGCUCCUCAUGCCCUGCCGCGUCUACUUCAGAAGACGAGAUCAACAUUUGGUCUUUUCAUAAUAUGAUCGAAUUAGAUGUGGCAUAUAAUCAUCAUGUUGAAAAGAUUAUUCCAUCCAACGAGUUGCUACAACUGCAAAAGCUGGAAAAGAUUCAGGUAAGGGACUGUAAUUCUGCAGAGGAGGUGUUUGAAGCGUUGGAAGGGACAAAUAAUAGUGGUUUUGAUGAAUCACAAACAACUCUUGUCCAACUUCCAAACCUAACCCAAGUGGAGUUAGAUAAGCUACCUUGUCUGAGGUAUAUAUGGAAGAGCAAUCGGUGUACGGUGUUUGAGUUUCCAACCCUAACAAGAGUCUCUAUUGAGAGAUGUGAUAGGUUAGAACAUGUUUUUAGUAGUUCCAUGGUUGGUAGCCUGUUGCAACUCCAAGAGCUACAUAUCAUUAAGUGCAAACACAUGGGGGAGGUAUUUGUUGUAGAAGAAGAAGAGGAGGAAUCUGAUGGCAAAAUGAAUGAGAUUGUGUUCCCUCGCGGAUUUUUCAUUCCCAUUAUUGGAUACUUUGACUAUCAAGAGAUGCCCAACAAUGAUGACUUUCACCAUGGGAAAUUCCUCUACCCCACAGCUAAAACAGACCAAAACAGGUUAUGGCCCGUCUUAUGUAGAGGAAGACAUCAACUCCUUUAUAAAUAUGAAUCAAGAGGGAUUCAACAGAAACAGAUAUCAUUUUGAUUAUUCGUCUGAUGAAGCGGGAGACCAGGAUUUUUAAUGUCAACAUUAUAUCAAAGAUUAUGGUGAUGUGAAAUCUUGCAUUGGAUUACAACUUAAGAUUGUGCUUGCUUGUUUUUAUGUACAACCUCAAGAAUCAAAGGAGAUAAGCUUUGAAAACAUCCACCAUUUGAUAUUUUCCUUUGAAAACAAUGUCCUUGUUUUGGUUCUAGUUAGUACUCACGUCUUUUCCCCCUUGCUUUAGUUGUAAUUUCCAAGGACUCAAUUGCUUGACAAAAACAAACCACAGGGACAAUUUUGUAAUUUACUCUU